UCCGGCCCGGCCCCGCUCUGGCCUCGCGCACGGCAGGAGGCGGCGGGGCCCCGUCGGCCCCCGGGGAGCCGCGGCGGGGGCGGAUGGAGACAGCGGGCACGGCGGCGGUUAUUUUCUUCCAUAUUCCUCUCAUCUCUGGAAGCUCCAUCAGUAUUGGAAUAGGCAGCAAUUAUUCCAAUCUCCCAAUUGCCUCGAACCAGAGCAGCGGUUCCAGCGCCUUCCCGAGCCGCGGGGAGCACGGCGGUGACAGCAGCCUGCUGGUGUCCCCGCUGCUGGUGGCAGGGGUGGUCAUCGGGCUGGUGCUGCUCCUGUCCUCCGCCACCAUCGUGGUGGGCAGCCUGCGCAGGGACAGCAGGGCCGGCCGGCCGCGCCCGGGCAGGGCCGCUGCGGACGCUCCAGAUGGUUUCUCCCACGGCGGCUCCUCUGCAGAGCUGAGAUCCACCUGCAGCGAGGAGUUCCCCCCAGCCUGUGCUUUUGACUCCUACCUGGAUGUACUUUCUCAGGUGAACAUCAUGUAUCCUGAUCCACCUCCAUGCUACGACGAAUGUGUGGGGCCCGGAGCAACACAAAUAUAUAUUCCCACAGAUGAUCCCCCCCCAUAUUCCCUUACGGACCCUUGCCAAAGAAAUGAAAUACCCAGAAAUAUCUGUAUCAGGCAGGAAGAGGAAGCAGCCUGUGGGACUGCAGGCUGGGCUGCACAUGCUGCAGUGAGGCUGCAGGACUUGCAGCAGCCCAGCCCGGCCCUCGCGGUGAUCUCGCAGUGCGGAGGCUGCUCCCCCGUGCGGGACAGCGGCGUGUGAGCACAGCCUGCUCCGGCAGGAACAUGGAACCUGUCCCACUGGCCAGCAGACCCCAGGUCAUGGCAAUGACAGUGGCUCUUGCCUUCAAUUCUUCUGAAGAACUCAGACCAAUGGAAGAAUAAAACCUCUGGAAGUUUUACCAAAUUUAUAUCUUCUAAACUAUGGGAUUUUUCUUUUUACAGUGAAUUUUGCAAGUUUACCUAAAUUUCCCUGUUUGUGCUUCAAAGUGUUCCAUGGCAUCACACAGCAUAAAAGAGCAGCAGAGACAAGCAGUGCAUCUGACCUUUCUGAAGCAUUGCAGAACCCAUUGAAAUCAGCCACUCAUAAUGAAGAUAAGUGUUAUCGAGUCAAGCCUACUUGUUGAUUUUAUGAUACUUUGCAUGUUUUAGAACAGAAGGAAAAAGAAGAGGCUUUUGUUGUCAUUGUAGGUGUCACUAGUACAGCUCAUUCAGUGUAUUGACAACAAAGCAUCUUUAAAUAACUCUUUGUGUGUUUCAGUAGGCAAAGCACAGGCAAAAAAAAAAAAAAAUAUUAUCAGUACCAUGUAGAAGCAAAAGAAAAUAAUAAUAAUAUUUUAAUAUUCACAUUAUUCCUUUGGUAGAAGGCUUUCCAGGUCAUUGCAAAACCUGUUGCAAGCCUUCCUCAAACGAAACAAUCCACAAAUGGUGGAGAGGUGGCAGUGGGUGCCCACAGUGCAGCUGGCUCUACCGGCAGGAGCUGCAGCACAGCUGUGUGCGCUGGAGCUGCGCGUCCUUCACGGGCCUUGCUGCAGUCAAGGGAAGGCAGGGCAGUGGGUGCUCAGCUCAGGCACAGCAGGGCCAGGGCACAGCAGCACCUUGUCCCCAGGGCCGGCCGGGGCUGCACUCACUGCUCCCACGGAGCCUCCCCUGCACAAGCCCGGCCAGAGACCGAGUGUGGCACCAAGGGGCUCCCAGAGCGGGCACUGGCUCUGGGGCGGGCAGGGCAGCGGGGACCCUGCCCCUCAUGGGCACCCCUUGCUUCUUUUCCCCUCCCGGGAGCCGCUGGCCAGGCACCGCCUGGACACAGCUCCCAGGGCUGGAUCCGCGUUUGAAAGACAGCGCAUCCCCCGAGCUUCUGUCUGCUCACCUCGAGCUGGGGAAAUCCACGUGUGGGACAGGAAGAUCUACUUCCCCCACUUCCUUUGUAUGGCCCAGCAAAAAAAUGUUGCCUGAAAUGAAACAAAGUUGGGAUCCUGUUGUUCACUUCUGCCUGGAAAGCCCAUUCCUCAUCUGAACUAGUCUCAAUCCUCAUCUGAAAUAGUCCUAGUCCUCAUCUGAAAGCUUCUGUGUGUCUGGCUGAGGACACACAACCCACAAGAGAGCAAGGAGAGCUCAAACCUGUGUUUUCCUUGGGACUUUCCCCUGGAAAACUUCUUUGCUGUGUUGUUUUGAAACGUGUUGUUGCAGGAAACACUUGCACUCUACAUUUUUAAGUAAUUUUUACGUUCUGUGUAUAAUGGAAAGCCCGUGGGUGAGUCUGGGUGCUAGCAGGAAGCAGAAAUGACUGCCAGCACAUCAACAGCAGGGAUGGAGCUCCAGCCAGCCCUUGGGGCAUCCACAAGCCUGGGCUCCCUCUGGGACCAGGACAGGAGCCAAGGACCUGUGGCAGGGGAGCAGAGUUAUCACAGGCUCAGCUCCAGGAAAUUUCUUAGAGGCAUUUUCACUAAAAUAAAAUUUAAAAAAAAAAAGUUUUUUUACACAGAGAAAACUGACUUCAUUUUCUAUCCCCACUAAAGGAUAUGUAAAGCUGAGUAUAGUAAAUAUAUAAUGGUGUUUAAAAGGAAGCAGCAUUCAAAUUAUUAAAAUUGCACUUGGAUUUUCUGUAAAUACUGAAUAAUUUUCAACUGUAAUCAUAAUUCAACACUCCAAAGAUUGACACAAUUAUAAUUAAUACUUAGAUGGGAAGUAAUUAUAUGAUUCUUACUGCUAUAUAAAUUAUACUAUUACUGAGAAUUAUGCACAUGAUGAGCUAUAAGGUAAGCAUGCAUUUUUUGCUAAGAAGAUGACAGUAAAUAUGUAUUUUGCUAAAAUGAGACAAUUCUUUUGCAGUUCAGCAAGAUUUUCAGUACUCUCAGUAUAUUAUACUCAAAAGAACAAAAACUCACCAUUUUCCAUUGCAGAACUGCUGGCAGGCAUUGCUAGAAGGUAAGGCUCUAUUUCACAUUUGUGUUUUUAACAGAGAGAACUGCUCCUCUCCAUAAAGUAUUCCUUUAAACAGUUUUGUGGUAUGCAGAGCACCCUGCAAUGAGAGAAACAACCCUCUACCCCAGCUCUGAGGGGGCAGAGAUGCACAGAAGUGCCCCAGUCAGGUUUAUUGGCAGGGGAGUGAGCAGAGAGGGAGGCACAGGGUGGUCUGUGCAGAAUGGGAUUGGCUUUCAGGGCUGGCUCUGCCCGCGGCUCCUGCAGAGCUGUUCCUGCCCUGGAACAGCAGGGCCAGGCUCUGGGACCUCGGGCUCCUGCUGGGGGGGCUGGGGGAAUCCAAUGAACCCCUAUUAGAAGGGAAAUGGAAUUUUUUUCCCCUGAAAGUGAGGCUCUUCCAAGUAACAUGACCAAGCUGCAGGCUCUUCUGCAGACAGGCACAGAGUGCUUUUCACAUAUGGCAGACAAGUCCCUACCCUGUUACUGAUGCUCAGUUUCUCUGCACGGUGGGAAACCCUUUGGUUUGACUUUUAACCUUUUUAACAGGGAUUUCCUGCCCUUCCACCAACUCUGUAUCUGUGGUUUACAAAGCGAGCUGACUUUAAGUAGACUUCUGAUGAGAAUGGGAGAUUUACAUUUUACCUAAUGUUAGCAAUGCAUUGGUAAAAUUGUAAAAAUGAAUCCAAGUCUUUCUUUCUUCCUUCAGUAACAGUGAAGUGUCCCUAACACUGUGCUCUGGGUUUGGCAGCAUUUCUUACACACCUCUGCCUGCUCCCUCUGGUGGUGUGGACCACUCCACAAAAUUUUGUCAUCCUGUUAUCACAGGAUAAUCCAAAUCAUCCCAGCUGCUGUCACAUGGAUAUGGGAGCCAACCAAAACAUCCACAUCCACACUGUAGCAUUUCUGUGAAUUACCACUGAAUACUUGGGUUUUGUGAUUCAUUACAAACAUAUAUAAUUAAAAACCAAACUGAAUUGAA
Molecule: messenger RNA, 3938 nt
Organism: Vidua chalybeata
Lineage: Eukaryota; Metazoa; Chordata; Aves; Passeriformes; Viduidae
Gene: BEAN1
Product: brain expressed associated with NEDD4 1
Exons: 5
Coding region: 84-800 (238 amino acids)
Source: RefSeq, a predicted model, not a curated record